AUGCCGCGGACGCUUGCCCAGACGACAUGUGUCCCAGGAACUCGUGAGACGAUCAAUCCUGAUUACAUUGUCGAGUACCAAUGUAACUGGCUGCGAAUUGGCGAGAGCCACACUGGUAUCAACUCUCCCGCGGGGUGUGCCGCUCUCGCUAGAGAUGCUGGUGCUACUUCCACCUAUCACCCUCCUACCAAGAAAUGUGUCGUCGGUAGAGAGGGUGGCACCGAGAAGGCUAACGCUGAUACCCACUACAUGGUCAAGACUCAGGUAGACGAAGAAGAUCCCUUCAAGGAGGAUGAGGAUGAGGAAGACCCAUUUGCUAUGACCUGUGAUGAAGAGAAAGAGGCCUGUCCCGAGAGAGAGACCGCUUUGAAGGCCGAGCUGGCUUCCAGCAAGGAUCAGCUUGCUGCCAGCCAAGCAGAUAAACGACCCCAUUAUCAUAUACAGCAACAUGGCUAA
Fusarium odoratissimum NRRL 54006 is the source of this 456-nucleotide messenger RNA. RefSeq lists its product as uncharacterized. The record is from RefSeq and is a predicted model, not a curated record. NCBI's taxonomy places the organism in Eukaryota, Fungi, Ascomycota, Sordariomycetes, Hypocreales, Nectriaceae. Bases 1 to 456 code for a protein of 151 amino acids. The transcript has 2 exons.